CGCGCCAAACCCCGGUACCGUAACAGCGCGAAUAGACAAGCAUCAAAAUAAAAGGCUGUUACUCGACCUUGUUUUCGCAAAGACGGCUCAGUUUCUCGCAGUCCUCUUACACGCCAUUGGCUGCAGCAUGGGGACGAGUCUUCCAGACACUUUUUUACCGGGACGUGAACACAACAUGAUGGAUUCAUGACACAGUUGACAGAAAGCUGUGCUGCUCACUGAACCGAAGACUUUGUUUUGUUUUGUUUUUCAGCUGUGAAGUCAGGAUGUCGUUAUUCUUGCUUUUCAUUCUAAUAAGUCUUGAAAGCAGCUCGUCAGUGGCAUUUGGACACAGGGACGUUUAUACAAACCACUGGGCAGUGCGGAUCACAGGUGGUCAGGAACAAGCUGAUAAAAUCUCAGCCAAAUAUGGAUAUAUGAAUUUGGGACAGAUAGGAAGUCUGGAGGACCAUUAUCAUUUCCACCACAGCAGAAUAGUCCGCAGAGCUGCGUAUGCAUUAAAGGGCCCGCACAGCUUCAUCCAUAUGGAUCCUGAGGUGGACUGGGCCCAGCAGCAGGUAGUAAAACCAAGAGUAAAGAGGCAUGCCCAGAUUGACCCAAGCUUCAUUCAUUUUAAUGACCCUAAAUGGUUCAACAUGUGGUACAUUCACUGCAAUGAUAAGAGCAGCCACUGUCGCUCAGAGAUGAACAUUCAGGCAGCCUGGCAGAGGGGCUACACUGGCAAGAAUGUGGUGGUCACCAUUUUGGACGACGGCAUUGAGAGGAACCACCCUGACCUGGCUCAGAACUAUGACCAUCUUGCAAGUUAUGAUGUCAAUGGGAAUGAUCAUGACCCUACACCACGUUAUGACUCUCGCAACGAAAACAUACAUGGAACUCGGUGUGCAGGUGAAGUUGCAGCAGUGGCCAAUAACUCCCAUUGCAUGGUUGGGAUUGCCUACAAUGCUCACAUUGGAGGAAUUCGAAUGCUGGAUGGAGAUGUGACUGAUAUAGUAGAGGCUAAAUCUCUGGGAAUCAGACCUGACUACAUCGACAUCUACAGUGCCAGCUGGGGGCCAAAAGACGAUGGAAAGACAGUAGAUGGCCCAGGGCCAUUAACUAAACAGGCUUUUGAGCGAGGCAUAAAGAAGGGCCGCAAAGGCCUGGGAUCCAUUUUUGUCUGGGCAUCCGGUAAUGGUGGUCGGCAGGGUGAUCACUGUUCAUGUGACGGUUACACUAGUAGUAUCUACACCAUCUCCAUCUCCAGCACCACAGAGAAUGGAAACAGGCCCUGGUACCUUGAGGCCUGCAGUUCCAUCUUGGCCACAACCUACAGCAGUGGAGACUUUAACGAGAGGAAGAUUGUAACCACUGACAUCCGGCAGCGCUGCACUGAUGGCCAUACUGGUACUUCUGUCUCUGCUCCCAUUGUGGCUGGAAUCAUAGCUCUCGCCCUGGAGGCCAACUUUUUGCUGACAUGGAGAGAUGUGCAACAUCUUCUAGUUAGGACAUCCAGACCUGUCCACCUGAAGGCUGAUGACUGGAGAACCAAUGCUGCUGGACAUAGAGUCAGCCACCUGUAUGGUUUUGGGCUGGUGGAUGCAGAGGCAAUGGUGCUAGAGGCUGAGAAAUGGAGGACUGUUCCUUCUCAGCACACCUGCAGUCAGAUGCCUGAGCGACGCAUCAGGUAUAUCCAUGCAGGCCAAAGUGUGAACAGUAGCAUCACCACAUCUGGGUGUUCAGAAGAACCUGAGCAGCAUGUGGAUCACCUGGAGCAUGUGGUGGUCAAGGUCUUGGUUGUCCAUCCACGACGAGGAGACCUGGAGAUCAACCUGAUCUCUCCAUCUGGGAUGAAAUCACAGCUACUGGCCAAGAGGUUAUUUGACAGUUCCAACGAGGGCUUCAGGAACUGGGAGUUCAUGACAGUUCAUUUCUGGGGUGAGAAGGCAGAAGGCACAUGGACUCUGGAGAUUAUUGACUCACCGUCAAAACUACGCAACCCUGAGGUGCUGGGCAACCUAAAAGAAUGGACACUGAUCCUUCAUGGCACAUCUCAGAACCCUUACCAGCCCUACAGUGGUCAGCACUCCAGUUCAAGGAUGUUGGAGAUUCCAGCCUCACAGGAGUUCCAGGAGGAGCAACAACUGGAGGCGGAGGAGGAACAAGAUGAGUACAAUGGAUCAUGCCACAGUGAGUGUGGAGACCAGGGCUGUGAUGGACCAGAUGCCGAACACUGCCUCAACUGUGUCCACUUCAGCUUGGGCAGCUUGAAAAGUGACAGAUCCUGUGUAAGCCACUGUCCACUGGGACACUAUGAGGAUAUGGUGUCUCGACGCUGUAGACGCUGUUAUAAAGGCUGUGAGAGAUGUGUUGGCCAAUCAGCUGGUGAUUGUGUUUCCUGUCGAAGAGGCCUUUACCUCAACAGACUCAACUCCAGCUGCACUGAUACUUGCCCCCCAGGUUAUUUUGCUGAUGAGAAUCAGAGACAGUGUCUGAAGUGUCAUGACACAUGUAUGAGAUGCCUGAGGUAUGCAGACAGAUGCACUGCCUGCAGAGAACGCUACAGUCUGGCGGGGAUGACUUGUGUUCCUCAAUGCACCGAUGGAACCUUUUUCCAUCUGGAAGAGAUGACAUGCAGCCCAUGCCAUUCCUCUUGUAGGACUUGUACAGGACCAGGUAAGGAGGAGUGUAUUCAGUGUGCUGAGGACUACCUGCAGCAGGAGUGGGGAUGUGUACAGACCUGUACUCCUGGCUUCUACUCUGGAGAGUCAGCAGGAGUUCCUCAUAAAAUGUGCCACAGGUGUGAGGAAAACUGUCUGAGCUGCAGUGGCCCCGGAACAACUUGCACCAAGUGCAAAGAGGGUUAUAGUCUGGUCAGCAGGACUUGUAUUGUAAAUGCAUCCUGUAAUAAUGCUGAUGAGGUGUUCUGCGAGAUGGUCAAGUCCAACCGUCUGUGUGAGAAGAAGCUUUACCGUCAGUUCUGCUGUCGUACCUGUCUGAUGAACGGAUAAGGAGCCAAUCACAUCUCAUUUACUCUCAAUCAGUAUUACGGGAUUAAUAGAUUAAAGAGUUAUUAUUUGGUCAAGGUUUUUUUUUUAAUUUGUGCCAUUUUUGUUUAUAUUUUUACAAAUGGUGAUUUUCUGAAUGAAGCUCUUCAGUCUUCUUUUUUAGUGAUUUUCCUAGAUCUUUUGAAAAUAACCAUAUUUCUAAACUGUGUCUGUGGAAUGUAACAGGUGAUAGUAUCAGUUUGAAUAGUAAUAAUGUAUUGUAUUGAACAUGUACAAACCUGCACUAUGAUGAAAGUGCCUUUUAUAACAAUACAAUACUUUCUGACACUGUUUUUAGAACAAAUGACAAACAUUCAGAAAGAAUAGAGUGGCAAGUCUGCAGUGUUUGUGGAAGUUGUUAAUAUCUGUCUCUCUCUUUGCGUGGAGUCUGAACUUUAUUUGUAGAUGCCUGACAGAAGACUGAAGACUGACAGUUUUUUGAAGUGUUCCUGAGCACAUGUAGUAAUAUCCUUCAUACAGUCAUGUGUGUUUUUAAUGCAGCGCUGCCUGAGGGGUCAAAGGUCACCAACAUUCAGAGUUGGUUUUGGGCCUGGUCCCUUACAUGCAGAGAUUUCUCUGAAUCUUUGAAUGAUAUUCUGGAAAAAAAUAACGACUGAGCCUUUACAGGACGCCCCUUUUAUACCCAGUCAUGAUAUUAUCACCUGUUACAAUCAACCUGUGGAAGCGUCAAACUGGUGUUCCACAACUUCAGUCUUUACUGAUCAAUAACAACAAAAAGAAUAAAGUUUAUCAGUUUAAACAUUAAA
Messenger RNA from Larimichthys crocea (large yellow croaker), 3793 nucleotides. RefSeq names its product proprotein convertase subtilisin/kexin type 6 (gene pcsk6). Bases 267 to 2990 code for a protein of 907 amino acids. Gene Ontology annotation, biological process: peptide hormone processing. NCBI's taxonomy places the organism in Eukaryota, Metazoa, Chordata, Actinopteri, Sciaenidae. The transcript is spliced from 21 exons. The record is from RefSeq and is a predicted model, not a curated record. Gene Ontology annotation, molecular function: serine-type endopeptidase activity. Gene Ontology annotation, cellular component: membrane; cell surface.